GUGAGUGUGAGAGAGAGAGAGAGAGAGAGAGAGAGAGAGAGAGAGAGAGUGAGUGAGAGCAUCAGUUGUGUCUCUUCAUGUGCAGAGCCAGGUGGUCGGAGCGGGAGAAGGCCCUCUGACACAGCAGGCACUCGUAGGGUUUCUGGCCAGUGUGCUUGCGGUAGUGACGCGUCAGCUCGUCGGAGCGCGCAAAUUUCCAGCUGCAGCCUUCCCAUGAACAGUGUGGCCGCAUGUUGUCAAUGUGCCAACGGCUUUAAAAGAUUCAACAUGAUGGAGGCUUCCUCACAGAGUAAAGACAGCAGAGGAGGACUAUGGAACAACCCCAGAGCCACCCAGUACAGCAAGGAGACCCAGGAUAUGCUGAGAUUGAUGAUGCAGGAAUCAAGACUCACCAAUGUGCAGAGAAAACAGCUCAACAAAAGCCUCAAGAAUGCAGCAGCAUUACAACUGACCUCUGACCCCACAUCAUCAGCUUCCCCCUCUCAGCCUAAAACCAGUAAAUCUGUCCCGAUGUUCCUGCCAGGCAGGACUCAGAAACGCAGCGCUGAAUCUUGUCGCUCUGGGAACAACUACGUCAGAGAAAAGUUCACCCCUGGUCCUACAAGAGACCUAGAGAAAGAGAAGAGGAGGCUUCAGAGUAUACUGGCAACAGGAAAAGAAGAACCCACAGCUGCAUCUUCCCAAAAAGUUCCCGCAUGUCAGAACCCAGAUGCGUCAGAGGAGAAAGACCGGUAUCAGGAAGUUCUGGAUGAGAUAGAGGAGAGAAGACAGUUUCUGGCAGAUAUGGCCUCUCUGGGUCAGGAGGCGCAGUACAUUGGCAUCAUUAACACGGAGAUAUCUCAGAGGAUCCGAGAACUGCAGCUGCUGGAGAAGGACUACAGUCGUGAGAAGGGUCCAGUGACAUCUGAGAGGAAAGGGUCGGAAGAUAACAAAGACUGACUUGAAAGAGACAGGAAAGAAGACUCACUGCCACUGACUGAACAUUGACUUGGAAAUCAGGUGCAAGCAGUGAAACU
Molecule: messenger RNA, 1016 nt
Organism: Epinephelus lanceolatus (giant grouper)
Lineage: Eukaryota; Metazoa; Chordata; Actinopteri; Perciformes; Serranidae
Source: RefSeq, a predicted model, not a curated record